Salvia miltiorrhiza (redroot sage) is the source of this 1056-nucleotide messenger RNA. RefSeq names its product oil body-associated protein 2A-like. The transcript is spliced from 3 exons. NCBI's taxonomy places the organism in Eukaryota, Viridiplantae, Streptophyta, Magnoliopsida, Lamiales, Lamiaceae. The record is from RefSeq and is a predicted model, not a curated record. The coding region runs from base 151 to 963 and encodes 270 amino acids.
AAUUUCAAGCGAUUUCUGCCACCUCGAUCUUCAUCCAUGGAUACGUGGAGACUACACAAGAAUCCACCACCGCUGAAAGCGUGAGUAUAUAUAUCUCAUCUACUCGAUCGGAAAAUUCGAAGAAAUUCACUCAAAUUUAGCUCUAAUUAAAUGGCUUCAACCGACCAAACGCCGGGCGCGAUGCCGCCGGGAGACGGCGCAGUGCCGCCGGGAAAGGCCAUGACGGUGGGGCAGCAGAUGCUGGACAAGGGAGCGGAGAUGAUGCAGUCGUUUCAACCGAUUAAAAAAAUGAGCCAGCACGCCUGUUCCUUCGCCAUCUACAGCCACGAUCUCACCCGCCAGAUCCAGACGCAUCACUACAUAAGCCGCCUCAAUCAGGACUUCCUUCAGUGCGCCGUCUACGACUCCGACGACUCCGCCGCCCGCCUCAUCGGUGUGGAGUAUAUAGUAUCGAAGCGAGUUUUCGACACACUUCAGCCAGAGGAACAGAAGCUUUGGCAUUCUCACUUCUACGAGGUAGCUUUUGUAGACGAAAUUUUCUGCGAUGAACAUUUUUUUGGGAUCAUCGAUCCAAUUUUGGUGCAGAUCACGUCGGGCGCGUGGGUGAAUCCGAGAGUUCCUGAGCUAGUCCAGAAAUCGGAGCUCGAAGAAUUGGCGCAGAGCUACGGCAAAUUUUGGUGUACUUGGCAAGUUGACAGAGGCGAUAGGCUUCCGUUGGGAGCGCCGGCGCUGAUGGUGUCGCCGCAAGGAGUGAACAUGGCGAUGGUGAAAGAAGAGCUGAUAAAGAAGAGGGAUGAGAAAUACAAAGUGUCGUCGAGUGAGCUUGGGAGGAAGAGGGCGAAUUUCGCGAUACCGGAGGCGGAGGCUGUGAAUCCUUAUGCUGAUUACUGGAUGCAGACGGGGAAAGGUUUCGCCAUUGAUGUGCAGCAAACAGAGAUCAAAUCUAGGGCUCCUUUCCCCUGAUGAUUCACCUGUAAUAACUAUGGAAGGAUCCAUUUGGUCUUGUCAAAUGUCAAUAUUAAUCCUUUCGACCAAUACAUAUUUUAAAGUUGUCCA